AUGGCUUCGCCGGGGCCUCCUCCAGGCGCCCAGCCCUUCAACCCGCAACAGAUCCAACAGAUGAUAGCCAUGGAAGCGCAGAAGCGUGGUAUGACGAUUCCACAAUUUCAAGCCUUUCAACGACAGCAAAUCGAACAAGAAGCAGCAAAAGCCGGAAUGAGUCCCCAACAGUUCAUCCAGAUGAAACAAGAGGAAGCUCGACGACAAUAUAUGCAACAGCAACAGGCUAUGCAGCAGCAGCAACAACAACAAGCACAAAGUCAGGGUCAACAGCAGCAGAGUCAGAGGCCGCCGCAAGGCCAAGUACAACAAAUGUCAGUCAACCUGAACCAGCCUGUAGAGCCAACACCUCCCGCACUCGCAGUCGCCAAAUUCCUGCGUUCGCAAGAUUUGAAGACCAGAACGUGCAUUUUCAAUGGAGAAAGAAAGGACAUGUUCAAAGUGAAACGAGCGUUCCGGGCUCUCACUUCUGACGCUUAUAAAAAGGCCCAGAAGAAGAACCCCCUCCUCCCUAAAGUUGAGAACGAAGCGGAAGCUCGAAAUGCCUUGCAGCUGCUCCCCCUGAACAUGUUAGCACUGCGAGUGUCGAAGAAAGAUCCACACGAAGGACACAACCAUGCCCCUCCAAAAAAGGAGAAACGAGUCAAAGGCUUAUGGCACGUUAAGAUCGAGCAGCAACAAGACUUUGACCCUAUGAUGCACUACGUCUGGGUAUUUGAACCACCUCAAUGGCGGACGAGACUCUUAGCUGUGGGGGUUGUGAUUGCGGUCCUGACUUUUGUCUGCUUCCCGCUAUGGCCUCCCUUCUUGAGACUGGGUGCUUGGUAUCUCUCAGUGGGCGCCAUGGGCCUGAUCGGGGUGUUUUUCGCCAUGUCCAUUGUCCGCCUUAUUCUGUUCAUCUUGACAUUCUUCCUCGCCCCGCCUGGUCUUUGGCUCUAUCCAAACUUGUUCGAAGAUGUGGGCUUCUUUGAUAGUUUCCGUCCGGUCUGGGGCUGGCACGAGACCAAAGAUGACAUCAAGAGGAAAAAGCAGGAGAAAAAGGCGAAGAAGGCGGCGAAACUUGCCGGGAAGUCUGAUAAGGGUGGCGAAAAGGGUGCGGUAACAGCUCCCAAGGCUGCAGUUGCAGAGCCGGCUUCCACUGACGGAGCUGCUACGACUUCUUCUGUUGAAGCUGUUGUCGCCAAAUCGACGGCUGCAAAGAGACAUGCUGCGCCCACCGUAGAAGAAGCUGAUGAGGAAUAA
Messenger RNA from Exophiala spinifera, 1242 nucleotides. RefSeq lists its product as uncharacterized. The transcript has 2 exons. The record is from RefSeq and is a predicted model, not a curated record. Gene Ontology annotation, biological process: post-translational protein targeting to membrane, translocation. The coding region runs from base 1 to 1242 and encodes 413 amino acids. Lineage: Eukaryota; Fungi; Ascomycota; Eurotiomycetes; Chaetothyriales; Herpotrichiellaceae. Gene Ontology annotation, cellular component: endoplasmic reticulum membrane; endoplasmic reticulum.